ACGGUCAUCAAUUUCCUUUAAUUUUAUCAUAUUUUCUCUCUUCUUCAUCGACAAAUUCAAGCAAUGGGAUCGCUGCCCGCCUCCGACGACCUACUACACUAUCCGGCUGCUCGUCGUGAUGACUCCGUCGUCGACUACUACCACGGUGUUGCGGUCCACGAUCCUUAUCGAUGGCUGGAAGAUCCUGAUAGUGAGGAGACGAAGGAAUUUGUGGAAAAGCAGAUGAAAUUGACGGAUUUUAUGCUUUCAAGAUGCGAAACAAGAGAAAAACUUGGUGAAAAGCUGAGAAAAGUGUAUGAUUUCCCAAGAUAUGAUGCUCCAUUUAGGGCGGGAGAUAAAUAUUUUUACUUCCAUAACUCCGGUCUACAGCCGCAAAGGGUCCUAUACAUCCAGGAUAAUGUGGAUGGAGAAGCAGAGGUUUUGCUUGAUCCAAACACAUUUAGUGAGGAUGGCACUGUGGCUCUAAAUGGUAUCCAAGUUAGUGUUGAUGCAAAAUACUUAGCAUAUGGAAUCACUUGCAGUGGAAGUGAUUGGGUCACCAUUAAAGUCAUGCAAAUUCAAGACAACAUCAUACAGCCUGAUACUCUUUCUUGGGUUAAAUUUUCUGACAUUAGUUGGACACAUGACAGCAAAGGUUUCUUCUACUCACGUUAUCCAGCGCCCGUGGAUGGAGAGAAGUUGGAUGCUGGUACAGAGACGGAUGCGAAUGUAAAUCAUCAAGUGUUUUACCACUUUGUUGGUAGUGAUCAGUGUGAGGAUAUACUAUGUUGGAGCGAUCCACACAAUCCUAAGCAUACGCGCUCUGCCUCAGUCACCGAGGAUGGCAAGUAUGUUCUUCUCUACACCAUGAAGGACUGCGAUCCCGUCAACAUGCUCUACUACUGCGACCUCUCCGCGCUACCCAAUGGCCUCCAAGUCUACAAAUCCAAAAGAGAAUUGCUCCCAUUUGUGAAACUCAUCGAUGCAUUUGAUGCAUCUUACAACUAUGUAGCAAAUGAUGGCACAGUUUUCACAUUCCACACCAACAAGGAUGCCCCAAGAUACAAGCUGGUUCGAGUCGACGUCAAAGAAAACCCAACUUCUUGGACUGAAGUAGUCGGAGAAGACGGCAGAGACGUGCUCGUAUCCGCCGUGGCCGUCAACAGGAGCCAGAUUCUGGUGAGCUAUUUGAGCGACGUGAAGAGUGUGCUGCAGCUGAGGGAUUUGGCGACGGGCUCGUUCCUGAGGCGCCUGCCGCUCGACAUCGGGACCGUGUACCAGAUCUCAGCGCGCCGCAAGGACAGCGUCGCGUUUGUCGGGUUCACGAGUUUCCUAGUUCCGGGUAUUGUGUAUAGGUGCGACCUCGGGUCGGAGGUGCCGGAGAUGAAGAUCCUCAGAGAGAAUGUCAUCUCCGGUUUCGAUAGGGCGGAUUUUGAAGUCCGACAGGUCUUCUUCCCCAGCAAAGACGGCACGAAGAUACCGAUGUUCAUCGUGGCGAGAAACGGCAUCCGCCUCGACGGAUCGCACCCCUGCUUGCUGUACGCAUACGGAGGAUUCAACGUCAGCAUCACUCCAUCUUUCAACGUCAGCCGCGCUGUCAUCGCUAAGCAUUUGGGCCUGCUCUUCUGCAUCGCCAACCUACGCGGUGGCGGAGAAUACGGCGAGGAAUGGCACAGAGCCGGCUGCCUUUCCAGGAAGCAGAACGUCUUCGACGACUUCAUAUCCGCCGCCGAGUACCUCGUCUCCGCCGGCUACACUCAGCCGAGGAAGCUCUGCAUUGAAGGUGGCAGCAAUGGCGGCCUUCUCAUUGGGGCCUCUAUUAACCAGAGACCUGAUUUAUUUGGUUGUGCUCUUGCUCAUGUUGGCGUGAUGGAUAUGCUGAGGUUUCACAAGUUUACUAUUGGGCAUGCUUGGACAUCCGAGUUUGGAUGUUCGGAUAACGAGGAGGAGUUCCAAUGGAUAAUCAAGUACUCGCCAUUGCAUAAUGUGAGGAGGCCGUGUGAUAAAGCGAAGCAGUAUCCGGGCACCAUGGUGUUGACGGCGGACCACGACGACCGAGUUGUGCCGCUGCACUCGCUCAAGUUCAUCGCGACGAUGCAACAUGUCCUAUGCAGUCCUCACACGAAUCCGAUGAUUGCUCGCGUAGAGCGUAAGGCGGGCCAUGGAGCAGGAAAGCCUACCAACAAACUGAUCGAUGAAGCUGCAGACAGGUACAGCUUCAUGGCCAAGAUGGUGGGUGCAUCGUGGAUCGACUAAAUGUGCACUACAAUUAGGGCUUAUAUAUACUAUAUAGCUAGGCUGAUUAUAUUUUUGUGUAUUCGAUCUUGAUCACCUCUAAAUCUUUUUGUGGUAAUAUAUAAAACUACCCAAAUUUCUCACUUAUCUAUCAAAAA
Salvia miltiorrhiza (redroot sage) is the source of this 2372-nucleotide messenger RNA. RefSeq lists its product as uncharacterized. NCBI's taxonomy places the organism in Eukaryota, Viridiplantae, Streptophyta, Magnoliopsida, Lamiales, Lamiaceae. The record is from RefSeq and is a predicted model, not a curated record. The transcript is spliced from 12 exons. Gene Ontology annotation, molecular function: oligopeptidase activity; serine-type endopeptidase activity. The coding region runs from base 64 to 2235 and encodes 723 amino acids. Gene Ontology annotation, cellular component: cytosol. Gene Ontology annotation, biological process: proteolysis.